AUGUCUCAGGGUACAUUAUAUGCUAACUUCAGAAUCAGAACUUGGGUUCCUAGGGGCCUUGUCAGGGCUUUGAAGCUGGAUGUCAACGUUGUUGCGCCAGACAGUGCUGCGGAGCAGUUUGCGAGGGACUUCCCAUUGAAGAAGGUGCCUGCCUUUGUUGGUCCAAGGGGCUAUAAGCUGACCGAGGCCAUGGCCAUCAACUACUACUUGGUCAAGCUUUCGAAGGACGAAAAGGUGAAGACCCAGCUAUUGGGUGCUGAGGAUGAUUUGAACGCUCAAGCGCAGAUCAUCAGAUGGCAAUCGCUGGCUAACAACGACUUCUGCAUCCAGAUGGUCAACGCUGUUGCCCCUUUGAAGGGUGACGUCCCUUACAACAAGAAGAACGUCGACGGGGCCAUGGACGCCAUUGGCAAGAUCGUGGAGGUCUUCGACGCUAGAUUGAGGGACAACGCCUACUUGGCCACCGAGAGUAUCUCUUUGGCUGACUUAGUCGCCGCUUCCAUCUUCACCAGAUACUUCGAAAAUCUCUUCGGUCCCGAAUGGAGGGCUCAACAUCCAGCCAUUGUCAGAUGGUUCAACGACGUUAGAGCUUCUUUCUUCUUGAAAGACGAAUACAAGGAUUUCCAGUUCACGGAAAAGCCACUGGCUCCUCCACAAGAGAAGAAGGAGUUCAAGCCAGCCACUACCGAGCUUGAAGCCUUUAAUAGAAGACUAAGGCACCCAUUGGACUUGUUGGAGGAGCCAACAUUCGUCUUGAAUGACUGGAAGGGAAAGUACUCUAACGAAGACACCAGAUCGGUUGCUUUGCCCUGGUUCUGGGAACAUUACAACUCGAAAGAAUACUCUCUGUGGAAAGUCACUUACAAGUACAAUGAUGAAUUGACCUUAACCUUCAUGUCCAACAACUUGGUCGGCGGUUUCUUCAACAGACUGAGUUCCUCCAUAAAGUACAUGUUCGGUUGUCUAGUCGUCUAUGGUGAAAACAACAACAACGGCAUUGUCGGUGCCAUCAUGGUUAAGGGCCAAGACUACGUCCCAGCCUUCGAAGUCGCUCCGGACUGGGAAUCUUACGAUUACGUCAAGUUGGACCCAAACAAUGACGACGACAAAGAGUUCGUCAACAACAUGUGGGCUUGGGACAAGCCAGUUUCCGUCAACGGUGAACCAAAGGAAAUUGUUGACGGUAAGGUGUUGAAGUAA
This is a messenger RNA of Saccharomyces kudriavzevii IFO 1802, 1200 nucleotides long. RefSeq names its product translation elongation factor EF1B gamma (gene CAM1). The record is from RefSeq and is a predicted model, not a curated record. Lineage: Eukaryota; Fungi; Ascomycota; Saccharomycetes; Saccharomycetales; Saccharomycetaceae. The coding region runs from base 1 to 1200 and encodes 399 amino acids. Gene Ontology annotation, molecular function: translation elongation factor activity. The transcript has a single exon. Gene Ontology annotation, cellular component: cytoplasm; nucleus. Gene Ontology annotation, biological process: translational elongation.